AUGGCAACCACGGUCACUGCCCUAAUCUCGAGCACGAUUACCACCCUCAAGGCCGCCACGGAUUACUACAAUGUUGUCAAAGAUGACAAGGCUCUCUGUGAGCCUUUUCAUGAAUCGGGUCGAGGGCUGCUCCUUGUUGGGAAGGCUCUCCAAAUUGCUAAAACAAAAUUGGGUGGACGCGACCUAGCCGGAGAUCCCCAAAACGCCAUGGACUCGCUGAAGGAAUGCAAUGCCAACGCAGAGCUGUCCAAGAACAUUUUCAACGCCGUCGCCGAAUCACCGGAAACUUCGAGGCUCGACCGUUACAAAGAGGUUGUGAGACAAGAGGGCAAGGGAAGGCCCGUAGAGGUCUUGAUGAUGGGAAUGAUGAAUUACGUAUGUGCCUUAGCUGCGAACGGUGCGAUCAGAGCCGGAAUGGAAGACCAAAUCAACGCGUUGCGCGGUGCUAUUGAGAAGCUGUCAAAGAUGGAGGCGUCCGUGCCCGACGUGAGGUCGAGCGGCACUUUUGCUCAGUAUGGCUCCGGCGACCAACUCAACGCUCCUGGCGGUACCGUGAACAUCAGCAAAGGCAGUGGCAACCACUUCCCCGGGGCUACUUUCUCUGGACCAGUGACGUUUUAA
Fusarium proliferatum ET1 is the source of this 621-nucleotide messenger RNA. RefSeq lists its product as uncharacterized. The transcript has a single exon. Bases 1 to 621 code for a protein of 206 amino acids. Lineage: Eukaryota; Fungi; Ascomycota; Sordariomycetes; Hypocreales; Nectriaceae. The record is from RefSeq and is a predicted model, not a curated record.